Messenger RNA from Chrysemys picta bellii (western painted turtle), 791 nucleotides. NCBI's taxonomy places the organism in Eukaryota, Metazoa, Chordata, Testudines, Emydidae. The record is from RefSeq and is a predicted model, not a curated record.
ACUCCUCCUCCUCUCUCUCGGGGCCCUUGUAGAUCUCACCACAAUAGUAACUGAGCUUUGAAGCCUUUCUUCCAUUGACACUUGUACCUUCUCUUGAAUCUGUUCCCUGUUGUGUGUUUCAGGUUUAUCUCCAUCACAGAAAGAUGUCUUGCUCCAGCUUGUGCUAUCCAGAAUGCGGGGUGGCCCGUCCCAGUCCAGUUUCUGGCAGCUGCAACGAGCCGUGCGUUAGGCAGUGCCCUGACUCUGAGGUGGUCAUCAGACCAUCACCGGUUGUCGUGACCCUCCCAGGACCAAUUCUCAGCACUUUCCCGCAGCAGAGUGAAGUGGCAGCCGUAGGAGCACCUGUGGUCGGAGCUGGCUACGGGGGCUCAUUCGGUUUGGGGGGACUGUAUGGCUCUGGAGGCUAUUAUGGAGGAUUGUAUGGUUUAGGGGGAUUCGGUGGUUAUGGGAGCCAUUAUGGUUAUGGGGGAUUGGGUGGUUAUGGGGGAUUGGGUGGUUACGGGGGAGGUUAUGGGGGACUGUGUGGUUACGGGGGAGGUUACGGUUAUGGUGGAUUAGGUGGUUAUGGGGGAUUGGGUAGAUAUGGGGGAUUGUGUGGUUAUGGGGGAGGUUAUGGGGGACUGUGUGGUUACGGGGGAGGUUACGGUUAUGGGGGAUUAGGUGGGUAUGGGGGAGGGAGCAUGGAUCAGCAUUCACGUCACACUCCCCAUCAGUACCCAGCUGAAGCCAAUCAGCGGACCAAAUUUGUGAUGAAUCCUGGUCACAUGCCACCUGAGGCACGUUGUGCAUAA